Messenger RNA from Paramecium octaurelia, 332 nucleotides. Lineage: Eukaryota; Ciliophora; Oligohymenophorea; Peniculida; Parameciidae. The record is from the annotation of a GenBank genome assembly.
CAUGUUUAACAUUUGGAUGAGCAGCCAAGAAAUGGUACACAUUUCUUAUCAUCAGUUAUUACAUAAGUUCCUUUACAAAUUUUGCAUUAUGUGGCGUUAAAACAAAUAAAACAAUUUUCCAAUCCAGGUUACUCUUUACAAGCUUCAAAUAUUUUUAAUAAAUUUACGAGUGCAUUUUUGUUGACUUGGAUUAUAAAAAUAUCCAAAGUCACAUAUUUCGCAAGUCAUCCAACAGCUAAACCAGUAUUAAAAUCUAAAAUAUAGGCUACUUUAGUGCAAUUAAUGUCUCCAAAGCAUUAGUUGUCUUUUAAAAAAUAAUGAUAUUCACAUGC